This is a messenger RNA of Harmonia axyridis, 2552 nucleotides long. RefSeq lists its product as uncharacterized. The transcript has 2 exons. The coding region runs from base 86 to 2428 and encodes 780 amino acids. The record is from RefSeq and is a predicted model, not a curated record. Lineage: Eukaryota; Metazoa; Arthropoda; Insecta; Coleoptera; Coccinellidae.
GUGACGAUUCCGUUUUAAAAAUAUCGCUAUCAUUUUGUUCGAGAAAACUUUUAUAAACCAGAGGAAUCGAAAAUUAUAGUCAGUCAUGAUGUUGAAGUGCUUCAUUUUUUCAUUGCUUUGUUUGCUGUUGGUGUAUACUACAAAAGCUGACACAAAAUGUAACCUGAGAGCUAUCUUCAAAACUCCAAGAAGGAGCAACUAUGAUGAAUUCGAGCUGAUGGAAAGGUCCAGUUUCUUGAGCGAAGAUCCAAAGAUACGACCUGCCGAACCGAACAUUCCAAACACGUACUCCAACGCUCGAGUUCUUCUAAGGCUUGGAGAUUAUAAAAAUGCCGUCAAGAAGAAUAACAAUAACGUCAACACCAAAAUAACCCUUGCUGGUCCCAACCACAACAAUUAUUAUCAACCCCCAUUCGUUCAUCCUUAUUAUCCACCAGUAGUCCCUUCAAUGGGAUAUCCCUGGAACUAUUAUUACCCUUCUCCCAGAAUCCCACAAUACACCCCUCAAUACUACGUUAUUAACACCCCAAAAUACUUGCCUCAGUAUCCAGUUCCUCCACCAAAUGCUCCCGUACUAAGUCCAUAUAAUAUUUCCCCACCACAACCUUCACACAAACCAAAACUGGUGAUAAAUGAUCCUGUCCUCCCUGUCAGCUCUGUGAUACAACACAUUCCAAUUGCUUCGAUUCAACCCAAAAGCUCAGCAUCAAAUGGAUUGAACACGAUGACCGUUAUUCCCAAAAUCCUCCUAGAUUCUAUAUCUAAACCAACUUCUGUGAAUGAUAAAAUGGAAAACGAAAAAUUGUCAGAGCCUGCUAAUUCACUUCCUGAGAACAUAACGAACAUCCAACCAUCUACUGAAGAUUCGAAAAGCGAUAGUAAAGAACCCGUCAUACAAGAGGAUAGUAAAAUACAAGAUUUAAAAAUUGAAGGAAUUCAGAUUAACACUCAAAAUGCAACACCAGAGGUACCAGUACUUGUAGAAUUUUCUCCAGAACUCGUUCAAAAUAUACCCAAAGAGGUAGCAAAUAUUGGGAUUGUGGAUCUAUCAGCUGUUAACCCAGAGCCUUUACCCUCAAAUAACAAUUUGAACGAACCACAUGUCGGUGAUGCAAUCAAUAAAGCUACCGAUGAGGACGCAAAUCGAGAUAAUUUUCAAAUUAUUGAACUUUCACCUUUGAAUUCGAAUACUGUGCCAUCAGACAGUAACUUGAAUGUACCAGAUGUUGAUAAUUCGAUAAAUACCCCUGUUGAAGAAAAGAAAGAACCUGAUGUGGUAGUUGAACAGGAAAUACAUCUCUCAGAUCCUAUACCAGAACCACCUAUAGAACCUAUUCAGCCUGAGACACUGCCAGAGGAUACUUCUAUACAUAACAUGAACCAUCCACGCGUGCUUCAUCCUGUCACACUCUCCAACAAUAUAGAAAAUGUGGAAAUAGUAGGCGCAGGCAAUGUCAACAUUAGUUUGAAUGGAAAUGCUAGACCUACUAUUGAAAAUUGCACCAAUACUAAAGACUUCGAGCUUGUAAACCUUCUGCAAAAAUCUUUGGUACCUUUUAUCAACUUGAAAACCAACGAGGAACCCAAACUUUUGGUCAGUUAUCCAGUCAUCAACAAUGUCGAUAAAAACAUUCCUGAUCAUCCUUCAGCUAUUAUUGUGGAGUCAUUAAGGAGAGAACCAACAUUCUGUGCUGGUUGUGCUGAUUGUGGAAAGUCCAAGAAGAAAGAUGUUGAUAUCGAUAAUUUGAACAUAUUCAAAAUUGCUUCGAUGAUGCCUCAAGUGUUUUCAGAUAUUCACGAAUCUUCUAGUGGUUUUUCACUUUCCUCAUCCUCGGCAUCACAGUCUGUACCUUCAUUUAAUGUUGAACCAAAAACAGUGGUUAGUGGAUAUUCAAUUUCGUCUGCUUCUGGAUACUACGAAGAUCCUUCAAAGAGGAUUGUUUACCAGAAACCGACAGAAAUAACUGUAGUGCCUCCCCAAAUAACAGAAAAUAUUCCUCAUCUCAGUCAACCUACUUUGGUUCCUCAUCAUCCAAUUUACUCGUCUCCAGCACAAGAAAUAAUACCGCUAACUUCAAGACGUUAUGCACAACCAAGACCACAACCACAAAUUAUAGAAAGAUCGAAAUUGGUCGAUCUCUUGAAAUAUCUCCUUUCAGAAGUUACUUCUGCUCCGUCAACAUAUUCAAAACCAAAUGUAUGUCCUUACUGCGCUAAUGUGAUAAGGGUACCAACAGUAGUGAGGUGCCCACAUUGCUCGAACUAUCAUGACGUAUCAAGAGCUUAUUCCUAUCCCGAGAUACAGAGAAAUUUCUGUCCACAUUGUAUGGCUCACAGUCAAAUGGCUCAACUUUGGAAUCCACCAAGACUUCAUCAAAGAUGCCCUUAUUGUGCCAAAUAUAGAGGUGAACUCAAUCAACUCGGCUGAAAUAUGGGAAUUAUAUAAUAAACAGAUUUGAAACCUGGAAAAUUGGUCAGUUGUAAUAUUAGAGUAGAGUAGUUCAUGUAAUGCAGCUUUUGAAGUUAUGAAAAAAAUAGAAUUUGAAAAUGAA